Messenger RNA from Callorhinus ursinus (northern fur seal), 2648 nucleotides. RefSeq names its product zinc finger with KRAB and SCAN domains 4 (gene ZKSCAN4). NCBI's taxonomy places the organism in Eukaryota, Metazoa, Chordata, Mammalia, Carnivora, Otariidae. The record is from RefSeq and is a predicted model, not a curated record. Gene Ontology annotation, molecular function: RNA polymerase II cis-regulatory region sequence-specific DNA binding; DNA-binding transcription activator activity, RNA polymerase II-specific. Gene Ontology annotation, cellular component: nucleus. Gene Ontology annotation, biological process: regulation of transcription by RNA polymerase II.
GGCGCCCGCCUGUGCCGGUCGGCCGCGGGGACACUGGCGGCGGGCCUCGGGGCGGGAGCGGAGGACGGCGCGGCCGGCCUGGGGCCGCGGGAAAGCCGUGCCCCGUGCAGCCCGCCGUCGUGCCGGCCGGCAGCGACUCCACGCUCGAGGAUCCGCCCGGAAAGUAGGGGCGCUCGCCGGCGCGAGGCCCGGGAUGGCCAGAGAGUCGAAGGCCAGCGCGGCCUUGGACGCCCACUCUGCGGAGGAGCGGCCGCGGCUCCUGCCUGGGGUCCUGACCGUGAAGGUGGAGGAGGAGGACGCGCCCGCGCCCGCGGCAGAGGCGGGUGCGCCCGGCGGCAGCCCGGCCCCCGGCCCCGAGCGCUCGCGCCGGCGCUUCCGGGGCUUCCGCUACCCCGAGGCCGACGGGCCCCGCGAGGCGCUGAGCCGGCUCCGGGAGCUGUGCCGUCAGUGGCUGCGGCCCGAGACGCACAGCAAGGAGCAGAUCGUGGAGCUGCUGGUGCUGGAGCAGUUCCUGACCAUCCUGCCCGAGGAGCUGCAGGCCCGGGUGCGGGAGCAGCACCCCGAGACCGGGGAGCAGGCGGUGGUGCUCCUAGAGUAUUUGCAGAGGCAGCUGGAGGAGCCAGGGCCGCAGGUCCCAGGUGGUGACCAGAGGCAGCUACUCUGUUGCAAGAUGGCGGUGUUGACGCCAGCUCAGAGGCCAUGGAGUACCCAGUUGCAGCCAGUGAAGCCUCUGCUCAAGCACGAAUCUCUGGGAUCCCAGGCCUCCGCAGAUAGAGUUCUCCAGGUUCCUGGGCUGGCCCCGGGAGGGCGCUGCCGACGAGACGCAGUGGUGGCUGCCAGGCUGCCCUCCGAGGCCCAGGGCUUGCUGAAAACAGAAGAUGUGGCCCUGGCUUUCUCCCCUGCAUGGACACAGCUGGAUUCACCUCGGGGGAGCUUCCACAGAGAUGAAAGGCAGGAGAACUGUGGCGGCCUGACCCCCCUGGGUGGUAACAUGCAGGCUGAGAUCACGGACCUGCCCCCAGAUGAGCAACAUCCAAGACAAGAGCCUGGGGAAGUACCGUGCCACUUGCGUGAAGACAUUGCCCAGAUUCCUGCCUGUCUAGAAGCUGGCGAACAGGAGGGCAGGUUACCAAGAAAGCAGAAAAAUGCCACAGGAAGUAGGCGGCACUAUUGUCACGAAUGUGGAAAGAGUUUUGCUCAGAGUUCGGGCCUGACUAAACACAGGAGAAUCCACACUGGUGAGAAACCCUAUGAAUGUGAGGACUGUGGCAAGACCUUCAUCGGGAGCUCUGCCCUUGUCAUCCAUCAGAGAGUCCACACUGGGGAGAAGCCCUAUGAGUGUGAAGAAUGUGGCAAGGUCUUCAGUCACAGCUCAAACCUUAUCAAACACCAGAGAACCCACACUGGGGAGAAGCCCUAUGAGUGUGAGGACUGUGGGAAGACCUUCAGCCAGAGCUGCAGCCUCCUAGAACAUCACAAAAUCCACACGGGGGAGAAACCCUACCAGUGCAGCAUGUGUGGUAAAGCUUUCAGGCGGAAUUCACACCUCCUGAGACACCAGAGGAUCCAUGGCGAUAGAAAUGUGCAGGAUCCCGAACAUGGAGAGAUCUGGGAGAGCCAGGGGAGGGCGGAAGGCCAGUGGGAAAACGUCGAGGCUCCCGUGUCUUACAAAUGUAACGAGUGUGAGAGAAGUUUCACUCGGAACAGAAGCCUUAUCGAACACCAAAAAAUCCACACUGGUGAGAAACCCUAUCAGUGCGAAACCUGUGGAAAAGGCUUCACUCGAACUUCAUACCUUGUUCAACAUCAGAGAAGCCACGUCGGAAAAAAAGUCCUAUCGCAGUGACCCACGUCCUAUGUGGCAGAGUUCGUGCUCAUUCCUCAUUGAACCGAAGCCACCCGCAGCCCUUCCUGACCACAGAAACUGGGCUGGGCUUUACUGACCAUUCCCGUCACCUUGUGUUAGAAGACACAGAGUCUGGCUGAGAUGGAUUCUCUUCUACAUUCUAGAGGGUGGCUGAGGAACAGCUUAUUUGAUAGGAGGUUACAGGAGAGUUGUCUGGAAGGGGUAGGACCUGAAAUGUUUAUUCUCACCUACUGGACUGAAACGGGCUUCCAGACUGGCUCACCACCUCCAGCCAGCACUUUAUGAUGUCUCGUGGGCAGAAGGCUGGGGGCUGCUGCUCUGACCAUUUUGCCUAUAAAGAAUCCUCCAUCAGUUGGUCAGAUCCAUGACAUCUUACACUCCCCACUGUGCCUUUCAUAUAGGUGCUUAUAAACAUUAAAUAUACCAGUGAAGUGACCUCCAUAGCUCUGAAAAUCUAGUGUGGUCUAGAUUUCUGAGGCCUUUCUAACUAAGGCCACUUGUUUUUGUGUAUAAUUCUUGGAGAUUGUGGGUCAGUUGUGUACUUAUUGCCACGUACAUAAGAUCGUCAGAGUUGGGGUGGGGGAAUCCGUAUUUCUUCAUCAGCAUAGUACUUGUAGAAGAAUGCCUUAAGCCGCUGGUCAUUCAGAUGUGGUGAGACCUCUCCAUCCAGAGAACUCCAUUCUUCAAUGUUAAUUAUAUAUUUGUUCACAUUAAUUUUGCUACUUUUUAGUGGGAAACCUUUCACAUUCAGGUAAAUAAAAAGUGAAUUGAUCAAGUCAGA